Porites lobata is the source of this 10370-nucleotide messenger RNA. NCBI's taxonomy places the organism in Eukaryota, Metazoa, Cnidaria, Anthozoa, Scleractinia, Poritidae. The record is from the annotation of a GenBank genome assembly.
AUUCUUUCGGACUGCAAGUUCGAACCUUUAAAGAUGGUCAAUAUUACAAGUAUAGCUUUUGCAAGAAAGCCCCGACUUAUUUACGGAGUAAAACGAGGAAAGGUGCCUACAAAGCUUCGGCCUCACUUGCUCCCAAGCAGACAAGAUGAUGGAAGUAAGCUGAAGUUCUUAUUAUCCUGAAGUUCUAAGCUACUUUACCCGUACACUGCUAGUGUAGUCGGUUCAACAUAAAGUAACUUUAAAAUCGCGGUGCUGGGGGCAGCACUGAUAUAAGUAUAUUCAUAAACGUAAGAAUAACACAACAUUUUGUUGGACCAGAAGCCACUUACCGGUAAAGGGUCUUAUGAUGUCUUAUACAGGCCAGGGUACUUAAAUAAACAAUUUUUCUCUUAUAAAGGGUCAGAAUUAAUUUUGAAGGCCUCGUUUGUUCAACGAUACCCAAACGUCCCUUGAAGAUCCCCCCGGAUCGACUGUUUCGGUGACUGUGUUUGUUUAAUUUGUUUGAAAAAAAGACAACACAAAACACAACUAACGGGAAAGGUUGCAAGGGAUGGUUUUCAUUAUCAUCAUACAUGUAUUAUUACACUUUAUAAAAUAACUGAGAUAGUACGCGUGAUCUGAUUGGUCAAAAACCUAUGGUUUAUUAUACCGGUAAACCCAUAGAAAAGGGCAUCCGGACCACGAGCCAUAAACAAAACCGGCUAUUGAUCUGCAAACAAUGAUUUUAGAAAGGCUAAAAAAAAGAAUAAGUUACUUACCCAGCCCUUCUUAAUAUCAAAACGUUGGGACAUUUUAUUUGACACUAGGCUAAAGUAGAAAGCUGGAAAGCAGUUUACAUUUCACAUUUUGAAAAGGCAAAACCAAAAUAAUUUCUGGUGUGAAAUCUCAGGAAAACUUGACCAUGUGAAACCAGCAACAAAACGGAAAUUUUGCAUUCUUGAUUUUUUACCUGUAAAAUUAAAUUAAUGAAAGAAAUUGUUCCAAAAAGAGGUCUGAUCAAGGCAAAACUCUGUAGGUUGUAAACAAGUUGGCCGAUGAUGGGUCAGAGUUUGGGCUGGUUUUUCCAACAUUUGCACAAAUUAUUCGGUGAUAUGGAUGCAGGAUAUCAAACCAUUUGACUUUACAAAUCGACAUGUAUUAACGACAAUUUGUGGCUACGGCAAACCUUUUCCACCACUGACAUAUUUCCGUUACAAAAAGAGCAAUCUUGUUGGCAUUUCUUAAUCAUAAUAAACCAGACAACAGAUCUUAAACCAUUGCGGCUUGUAAUGGAAUCUUAUGAUGUCUUAUACAGGCCAGGGUACUUAAAAAACAAUGUUCAAUUUUUUCUACUUCAGUUAAACAGACCAUGAACGUUUUUUCAAAGGGUGAAUAAAUUAAUUUUCCUGUAAAAGGCUUUCGUUUGUUCAACUAUACCCAAAAACGUGCUGCUGUUUGUUGUUUGAUUGAACUGAGUUUGGAGAAAGUUCGACUGUUUCGUGACUGAUUGCUUUUGACUUUUUAAUUUGUUUAAAACCAAAAAAAGACAACUAACAAAACACAACUAACAGGAAAGGUUGAUAAGGGAUGGUUUUCAUUAUCAUCAUACAUGUUCUCCCAACAUACACUGUAAAUCUCUCUCCAAGCGUAAUAAUUAGAGAUGCUGUCAUCAUUUGGGCUGUCAUGCAGUAGACUAAAUGCGAUACGUUUAUGCACACAUGUCCCGUGAUCUUUUUUUUUUGUCUUUUUCUAAAUUCUUCAUUUUAGCUUAUUACAGGGAUCUUAAGCGUAUUUUCAGGUCCCCUCGUUCGGUCAUUGUAGGUCAUUGUAGAUCAUUGUAGAUCAUUGUAGAUCAUUGUAGGUCAGGUCAUUGUAGGUCAUUCCUUGUUUUAGUAACUAUGACCAUUCAUCACUGCAGCAAGACCAUUAGGUUACUCUCCAACUUUUGUGAAACUGUAGCAGAACUUCCAACUCUCACGGUUUGGGCUGUCAACACACGGUCUCAUGAUUUAGCCUCUAAAUCUCACGGUGAAUCAGAAAAUCUUGAAAUUGCCGGACAAUUCCGGUAGAAAUCGCGUAAUUUCCAAAAACCUGUCUUCAUAAUGGACAAAUUUUAUCAAAUCUAAUUUUGGGGGAAACCUAGGUCCAAUGCUAACCCCCAUUCCUGUGAAACGUAUGAUUAAUAUGAUAAAGCAAGCUCAAAAGGAAACUCAAAAUGGCUACUCACCGUCUUAUGGACAUGGAUCAUGAAACAGAAUCUCAAACUGAAGCAGGGACUUUGGAGCCACAGGCUUCCAAAGAAACGAGAAUUUACCAUUCUGGUUUUUUUAAAACAUAUUUUGGAAAUCUCCAGGUUUGAGAUCCCAAUUCUCCAGGUUUUUUGGGACUUAUUAUCAGUCACUCCAGAUUUGAAUGGUUUAGGGGUAGGAAGGUCUGCUGCGGUCAAAAACUUGUGAUUGUUAUCUAAAGUGACUACAUUAUAGACGAAAACACAAGACACUUACUGAUUUAGCAAUAAUCACAGCAUGCAAAGAAAGUGGUGUUCUAGUGGAUUUUGCUAUCAGGCUACUAAAUUUUGUUCUCAACUUGACCGACAGGCAAAUGAAGUUUUUUGGGGAAUUCAAAUUACAGGAGAUUUGUAAUCAAUCCUUGUCAAAAAAUGUUUCUGGGCUAGUUCAAAUGCUCUUGGGCUAGUAGUACAUGCUAGCUACAGCUUACCAGAAUAGCAAGCUGUAAAACUGACUUUCGUUGCUCUCUGGAACCAGCUAUUCCACUUUCAAGUUUGCUUAUCAUAUGCUUGGCAGUAUUGGUUCUUGAAUAUGAUUGGUCAUCACCAACACUCUGCAAAUUAAUUGGUUUAGGGAUCAUGUUUUUUAUAUCUUUGCACUUUCUGCAUUGCCUGCAAUAUGCUGGUUAAUAACCGUUAUUCUGAUCAUUCUAAAAGACAUUCUUGGUCAGCCUCCUUACAUGUUUUGAUGUAAUAAGUUAAUAUUAAACUAUACAUUUCUUGUUUUAGGAGCCCCUUGUGUACAUGAAAUGUUCCAAUUGUUGGGUUGUUGGAAAAGCAAUGCUUAUGAUGAUGCCUACUGCAGAGAAGAGAUUCAGUCAUUUAUGAACUGUGUUUCACAACAGGUAACUUCUCUUUUCCACUGGCAGUAAUUCAUUACAAAGUGUAUGAUUAUUAGGCCAUCUACACCACCCAUGUCGCCGUUUUAACGGCCAUCUUUGUGUCAUUAGUUGCCAUUUCUGCUGUCCCAUGUUGCUGUUUCAAGGCCAUGUCGGUGUCGGUAUUUUACGACUGUCUUUGUGGUUUUUCCUGUUGCUGUCACUGUUUUAAUCCAUCUUUGUGUCAUUUGUCGCCAUUUUUGCUCUCCUAUGUUGCUGUUUCAAGGUCAUGUCAAUGUCGCUAUUUUACUACUAUCUUUGUUGUUUUUCUCUUGCUGCUGUCACUGUUUUAACCCAUCUUUGUGUCAUUUGUCGCCAUUUUUGCUCUCCUAUGUUGCUGUUUCAAGGUCAUGUCAGUGUCGCUAUUUUACUACUGUCUUUGUGGUUUUUUCUGUUGCUGUCGCUGUUUUAACCCAUCUUUGUGUCAUUUGUCGCCAUUUCUGCUGUCCUAUGUUGCUGUUUCAAGGUCAUGUCAGUGUCAGUAUUUUACUAUUGUCUUUGUGCUUUUCUCUGUCACUGUCACUGUUUUAAUCCAUCUUUGUGUCAUUUGUCGCCCUUUUUGCUCUCCUAUGUUGCUGUUUUAAGGUCAUGUCAGUGUCAGUAUUUUACUGUUGUCUUUGUGCUUUUCUCUUUCGCUGUCACUGUUUUAACCCAUCUUUGUGUCAUUUGUCGCCAUUUUUACUCUCCUAUGUUGCUGUUUCAAGAUCAUGUCAAUGUCGCUAUUUUACUACUGUCUUUGUGGUUUUUUCUGUUGCUGUCACUGUUUUAACCCAUCUUUGUGUCAUUUGUCGACAUUUCUGCUCUCCUAUGUUGCUGUUUCAAGGUCAUGUCAAUGUCGCUAUUUUACUACUGUCUUUGUGGUUUUUUCUGUUGCUGUCGCUGUUUUAACCCAUCUUUGUGUCAUUUGUCGCCAUUUUUGCUCUCCUAUGUUGCUGUUUCAAGGUCAUGUCAAUGUCGCUAUUUUACUACUGUCUUUGUGCUUUUCUCUGUCGCUGUUUUAACCCAUCUUUGUGUCAUUUGUCGCCAUUUCUGCUGUCCUAUGUUGCUGUUUUAAGGUCAUGUCAGUGUCGCUAUUUUACUAUUGUCUUUGUGCUUUUCUCUGUCGCUGUUUUAACCCAUCUUUGUGUCAUUUGUCGCCAUUUCUGUUCUCCUAUGUUGCUGUUUUAAGGUCAUGUCAAUGUCGCUAUUUUACUAUUGUCUUUGUACUUUUCCCUGUCACUGUUUUAACCCAUCUUUGUGUCAUUUGUCGCCAUUUUUGCUCUUCUAUGUUGCUGUUUCAAGGUCAUGUCAAUGUCGCUAUUUUACUAUAUAUUGUCUUUGUGCUUUUCUCUGUCGCUGUCACUGUUUUAACCCAUCUUUGUGUCAUUUGUCUCCAUUUUUGCUGUCCUAUGUUGUUGUUUCAAGGUCAUGUCCGGGUCGCUAUUUUACUGUUGUCUUUGUGCUUUUCUCUGUCACUGUCGCUGUUUUAACCCAUCUUUGUGUCAUUUGUCGCCAUUUCUGCUGUCCUAUGUUGCUGUUUUAAGGUCAUGUCAGAGUCGCUAUUUUACUAUUGUCUUUGUGCUUUUCUCUGUCACUGUCGCUGUUUUAACCCAUCUUUGUGUCAUUUGUCGCCAUUUCUGCUGUCCUAUGUUGCUGUUUCAAGGUCAAAUGUCAGUGGCAGUAUUUUACUAUUGUCUUUGUGCUUUUCUCUGUCACUGUCGCUGUUUUAACCCAUCUUUGUGUCAUUUGUCGCCAUUUCUGCUGUCCUAUGUUGCUGUUUCAAGGUCAUGUCAGUGUUGCUAUUUUACUAUUGUCUUUGUGCUUUUCUCUGUCGCUGUCACUGUUUUAACCCAUCUUUGUGUCAUUUGUCGCCAUUUCUGCUAUCCUAUGUUGCUGUUUCAAGGUCAUGUCAGUGUCAGUAUUUUACUAUUGUCUUUGUGCUUUUCUCUGUCACUGUCACUGUUUUAACCCAUCUUUGUGUCAUUUGUCGCCAUUUCUGCUGUCCUAUGUUGCUGUUUCAAGGUCAAAUGUCAGUGGCAGUAUUUUACUAUUGUCUUUGUGCUUUUCUCUGUCACUGUUUUAACCCAUCUUUGUGUCAUUUCUCACCAUUUCUGCUGUCCUAUGUUGCUGUUUCAAGGUCAUGUCAGUGUCGCUAUUUUACUAUUGUCUUUGUGCUUUUCUCUGUCACUGUUUUAACCCAUCUUUGUGUCAUUUGUCGCCAUUUCUGCUGUCCUAUGUUGCUGUUUCAAGGUCAUGUCAGUGUCAGUAUUUUACUAUUGUCUUUGUGCUUUUCUCUGUCACUGUCACUGUUUUAACCCAUCUUUGUGUCAUUUGUCGCCAUUUCUGCUCUCCUAUGUUGCUGUUUCAAGGUCAUGUCAAUGUCUCUAUUUUACUAUUGUCUUUGUGCUUUUCUCUGUCACUGUCACUGUUUUAACCCAUCUUUGUGUCAUUUGUCUCCAUUUCUGCUGUCCUAUGUUGCUGUUUCAAGGUCAUGUCAAUGUCGCUAUUUUACUACUGUCUUUGUGGUUUUUUCUGUUGCUGUCGCUGUUUUAAUCCAUCUUUGUGUCAUUUGUCUCCAUUUCUGCUGUCCUAUGUUGCUGUUUCAAGGUCAUGUCUGUGUCAGUAUUUUACUAUUGUCUUUGUGCUUUUCUCUGUCACUGUCACUGUUUUAACCCAUCUUUGUGUCAUUUGUCUCCAUUUCUGCUGUCCUAUGUUGCUGUUUCAAGGUCAUGUCAGUGUCAGUAUUUUACUAUUGUUUUUAUGCUUUUCGCUGUCACUGUUUUAACCCAUCUUUGUGUCAUUUGUCGCCAUUUCUGCUGUCCUAUGUUGCUGUUUCAAGGCCAUGUUGUUUGUUGGAAUUUUACCCCAACAUGUGCCUCAUUGAAAAUGAAGAAAUGAUCAUCACAGUGCACGCAACUAUGCAAUUGCGGAAAAAAGCCUGAAAAAAAAAAGAGUGCAUUUCACUUGCAUUUUUGGCAGUCAGGGAAAGAAAUUUUAACCAUGGUGAUGACAUCUUUAUUUACCCACACUUGUGUCAACCAAACAAAAUUGUUUGAAACCAAACUAAAGUGAAAUACUAUUUACUUUUCCAGUACAUAUCUUAUGGCAAGACUCGGCUUCAUGGCCCUUCUAAAGCAGCAUCCUUGAGCUAAUCGUCCAGAAUAAAAUGAAAGAUAGCAAACUUGCAACAAUUUCAGCAAAUAAAAGAAAGUGAAUAAUACCUAUGAGUCUCUGAGCUGCAUAUAACUUUGUUUUUCAUUAACAGAUGGAGAUAGGAAGAAGAAAGUCUAGCUCUGAGUGGACCCAAGAUGAAGUUAAUGCCACAUUGAAACAUUUUACGCCGUAUUUGAAGAGAGUUCGCAGUAAUUGACUAGGCAAAACACAAUCUUUACUGACAGGUUACCUAGAAUAUUUGCAUCUAUCUGGACAGAAAGAUGGUUUUGUUUAAAGUUCCAGGAAAAAAGAAGGUGAAAUUUAUUAAAAUCAACUUUUUAAACAACUUUUUGUUUUUGAAAGAAAGUUCUGUUCUGGUAGGCCGCCUACUUUAAUGUUCAUUUUAGUGCCUAUACCAAGCUGUUGCUUUCAAUACUGAGUCUCCUUCUUGUAACAGAGAUUUUCUUUGCUACAUACAAUGUGAUUAGCUCUGUUUAUUUUGCCAUUUAUUCUACAUGGAAACCGGAAAAUAGUCAAUCUUUUUUUAUUUAAAAAUAAAUGGGUGGAUGUAUGAUGAAAGAUUUUCUUCAGACCGUUCAAGGUGACUCAACUUUAUGAAGGGAAGCUAUUUCGUGAUGUAGUGAAACGAUGUGUAGUGAAAUGGCUUUGCGGCGAAACGACCGGACAUUGUACCACCUAGUAGUAUUGGAAACUGACUGAGAUUAAUAAUCAGUCAUCAGAAAUAAUCAGAUUGUGCCAACCAAUCGAUCAUCGUUUAUAAUCUGAAAAAUCUCCUCAUAGGAGUUUGAUUAUUUUUUCUCCUGAUUGCAUAAGUACAAGUAAUUUAAAUCCAGAGUUUUUUCACUGUGGUGUACUUUUAAUGACAAUAGUUUUUUGAACAAAACAAAACCGUUACCAACUAAUAGAGACAACUAAGCACGGCUGGGGUGCUGUGUUUUUAUCAUCUUCGGAGAGGGGCAGAUAGUGGGGCGAGGGAAAGUCAGAAAAGGGUCAUCAAUGUAUUUGGUGUGAAGACAACAGAAAAUUUUUAGAAGUUAUGAAUAUUUGAAAAUCAUAUCUGUUGAAUUGGUUCGUUAUAAACCCGUGAAGUUUAUGAAUAUAUGAAAAGAUUUAGGUAAGCCAAAUUUUCAACGCUGACAUUUUGCGCCAUCGUUGCACGACUACGACGUGAAAGUGCCUAAUUUCACGUUUUCUCGAUGACAUGGACGCAAGACAAUGAUGUUCUAAUCAAAAUACAGUCCAAAAGAAUUCCCCUAAAAUUUGGCAAGUUGAACGACAUGGAAUGAUAGCGAUGAAUUCUGAAACAGCGUGAAUUCACUCAAACGUUGAAUUUCAACUGUGCCGAAUUAAUGCUGUUGAGGAAAAUUUAUUGUCCUUGUUCAUUUGCAUUAGAUUUGGCACAUCUGAAAUGCGACGUUCGAACCGGGCCUAAAGGUGGAUUUCCACUGUCGCAUAAUUUUUCCGUGCGAACGCACGUAAAUUUUACGCGCGUAAAUGAAAUUGAGACAAUGUAGGGAAGGUCACGCGUAAACGUAAAAGUUGAACCUCGCUCAACUUUCACGUUUACGCGUGACCUUUCGUACGUUGCCUCUAUUGUAUUUACGCGCGUUCGCACGGAAAAAUUACGCAACAGUGGAAAUCCACCUUAAGUCUAUGCUCAUACUAUGCCGGAUAGCUUUUUGUACCUAUCAGAUAUGUGACUCUCCACUUCGGAGAUCUAUGUGACGCAGCUCUGCUCCGUCACAGAAAUCGUGCUGAAAUCACUGUUUUUAUGCGUAAACAGAAGCUCCAUCCGGUACGAUUUUAUGGUGUGAACAUUCGCGCGUAAAUAGCAUAAAGGCGAUGUAUGAAAGGCCGCGCGCAAACGUAAAAGUUGAGCGAGAUUCAACUUUAACGUUUACGCGUGACUUUCCAUUUUAUUUACGUGCGUACGAACGUGAAAAUUACGCGACAGUGGAAAUCCACCCAAGAAAUGUUUUCUUCGAUGUCUAGUGCACGUCUACGACCAGUAAAACUUCCACGACACCCUUUUUUGGAGAAUGUGAAUUUUCUUUUUUCGGCGUUGUACUUGAGUACAGGUCUUUAAGAAUUCACCUGCAGGAAAAAUUCGCCUGUAUCUGACAAAUAUUAGAACCAACAAUAAAGUUUCCUCGACACUAAGAGAAACUGAUACCCCCUCUCUUACAAAAUAAAUUGAACAAAAUCUGAAUAAAAUUAAAUGCACAGAAUAGACGUGAUAUUUUUAUAAUGGAACCGUGACAACUGAACUAAUACGAAAGAAUUAAAAAUGAAUACAAAUUAUAAUUAUUACGAAGAUUUCCUUUUUUUCAGAUUAACCGAAGUUACAAGAUGCAGACUGAGAAGAUAUUUCGUUAUCGAGAUAUAUACAGUAUAUCUAAUUGAAGAUAACGCUGUUGAAAAAAAUGAGAAAUUUUACAGAUUAAAUAUAUAACAUUAAAAAAAUUAGUAACUGGUGGGGUGACAAACCUUGACAACAGAAUCAGCCGGGCAAGAAUGAUUUAUUUUAUCCUAGCUUUAAAGGUCCGUUCUCAAAACACCUAGAAAAGAAUAAAUCGUGCCCAUGGAUAGGAAAAGUUUCCGAAACGCCGCGAACCUCCAGGAAUUAGGCCAAAAAAAGAAAACCUCUGCUGCUUAGGGUAGAUUUAUUCUAGAUGAUAUGGAGUAAAAAUGUUGACGCGCUUCACAACUGACUCUUGGCUUAGAAACGGUAUCCAUGGGUGUUUUAUGUUGAACCAACGGAUAAAAAAUCAAGCUCCCAUUUUUUGGUAACCAAACCCGUAAUGGCAGUGAGAAGAUCUCUAAGACCCUCGAGGCUUUUGAGAAUACUAUGUUUAUUGUUGUCACUAUCAGUGGGCAUUUAUUUUCUUGGAUCGUCAACUCCAUCAUACAAUAACAGAUGGACAGAAGACACAAAACAUCUGAUAGGAAAAAACGAUAUUGACGAAGUGGCGUUUCUCACCUCUCAGCGAACAGGAGCUCGAGGUAAAGGCCAACUAGCACAACAUUCAGAAAGGAAGAGAAGGAAUCUUAUCAUUGUGUCUCAUGGCCGGUCCGGUUCUUCGCUAAUGGGAGAUAUUUUCAACCACCACCCCUCCGUAUUUUAUAUGUACGAGCCCUUACAAACGGCUGAACGGAUUCAAUGGAAGUCAAAUCAAGGAAGAAAUUACGCCAGCACUGUUGAACUUUUUUUGACAAGCCUCUUUCGCUGCGCAUUUGACCAUCCAGAGAUUCUUGCCGACAUCGAGAGAUACUACCGUAAACCAGAUCACCCUCGCAUAAGCCAAGCCAUUGCAUCGCCGCCUUUAUGCCCCUACAAACUAACAGACUCAAGAUGGGAUCCAAAGCUAUGUUAUCCUAUGACAAGCGAGUCUUUGAGAAGCGCCUGUACUAUCAACUACAAUUUAACUGUAAUUAAAGUACUCUUAUCUCGUAUUCCCGAGAAUAACAUAAAACACAUUCUGAAUCCCUGCAACUCUAUUGAUGUUGACUGUAAAAUUGUCUUUCUUGUAAGAGAUCCUCGAGCUGUAAUCCCUUCGUCGCGUAGCAUAGGCUUCUUUAAGGAGAAAGCAGACAACAAAGCGCUCCUGAGCACACGAUUCUAUAGCUAUAAACAGUGCAAACAGACUGAGGAUAACUUGGAAUUCAUCCGAAAACUUCCGGAUUCCCUUCGUAGUAAAAUCAAACUUCAACGUUACGAAGAUUUGGCGAUAAACCCAUUGAAGGAGCUUUCAGCCCUGUACGAGUUCGCUGGGUUGCCGGUUCUCCAAAAAGUGCGCACAUGGUUGAACGAGACUACACAGCAGAGUAGGGCAGCGUGUAGACGCGAGGAUGGAGCCGCGGUCACUUGCACUAAAGAUGACGCAUGGGCAGCGACAAAUCGCUGGCGAUGGAAGGUGCAUCCGCAUGAGAUUGACGUUAUAGAGCGCUACUGUCAACGGGUUUUACUACUUAUGGGAUAUAGGCCUGUAGAUGGAUCACAUGAUCUGUUAGCGGAUAAAGAGAUUCCACUCUUCAGCAGUGACUACGAAGCAAAACACUGGUUUUUUAAUUAA